AGGUGUUUCAAUUAUUCAACGUAUGCGCUUUGCAACUUGAACGGGGGCCCGAAGUUCACGUAUCAACAUAGGACUUGCCCAGCGCAAAAUCGUGGGUUCAACAGCUCAAUUGUGCAUUAGCUGUAAAACUAUGGCUCUGGUGCUCCGUGGAGCGCCUCAGGCUGUGGGCCUGAACUCACGACCUGCACCAAGCAUUUGUGCCAUGCCGGCGGCUCGUUCUCUCGACUCAUCGGAGUGCUCCACAUCCUACUCGGCGCAGCAUUAUCGCCGUACGUCACGCGGCGAGCGCAUGCGGACAUGCGCUGCUGCCAACGACGACGACUUCAAACCGGCGGGGGCCGCCCGCCGAGGGAGGGGCAAGGCUCGGGCUCCCCCUCCCCCGCCUCCGCCCCCUCCGCAGCAGGGGGCCGAGGACGAGGAGGAGUAUGAAGAGUCAUUGGGCGCCUCGCUGGAGGACCCCGCACAGGGCCAGCUGCAGCGGUUGCUGUCUCGCUCGGGGCCGGGCGAGUCCGUGGCAGCGGAUGUGGGCCCCGCCAUCAAGCGGCCGCCCACCCACCCUCUGGACAUGUACGAGACGCUGUACGGCGACCAGGACAGCGAUUGGCGCGACCUGCCGCUGGGGCUGCUGCCGCGCAGUGCGGACGAGGAGCGCAAGCUCAUGGCCAAGCUCCAAGUGGAGGCGUACUUCAUGCGUCAGUGGAACCACGAGGACGUGGACGACCUGGCUUUCUUUGAGGCGGAGAAGAUGAGGGGCAAGGCCAACAACAUCUACGCCAAUGUGCGGCGCGUGGCGUCCAUGAUGAACGUGAUCGAGGCCGAGGACUUCGCCAUGGCCGAGCGGCAGUCGUACUUCACGCCCUGGGCUCGCGCCGAGAUCGCGUUCGCGUCUGAGUACGACGACUUCAACGCCGCCGUCAAGGCCAACAUCGACAGCCUGGUCCGCCAGCCGCUGGAGGAGGAGCUGCGUGAGCGGCUUGAGGCCAUUGGCGAGGCCACGCUGCUGCCGCCCACGGAGGCGGAGCAGCAGGCGCCCAAGUUCCCCUCGGACGCGGACGUGUCGGCCUACAUGAUGGAGAACUUUCUGGAGGGCGUGCUGCCGGGAGUCAGCCUCACCAACCCCAACCAGAGGUACGCGGACGAUAUCUACGGCGGCGACGAGGAGGGCGCUGACGAGCUGCUCAACAUGGUGGAGGAGCAGGAGGGAGACGGGGAGGCGGAGCCUGCGGACGAGUAGUAUGGGGCAGGGGGCACAGCUUCCGGUUUAAGAUCAGUAAUGAGGGUGUGGGCCACCCGCUUCCCAUAACAACAAGCUUCCGCACACUAAGGUAUAGGAUCGCAGGGUAUUGGGUAGUCUCCCUGCUACAGAGGGGACGCUGGAACAUGCACUGAUGCAAGUGUGAGAUGGUGUGAGGUGAUGGCUGCCGUGGCGGAACUGCUUGCUGGUGCGUGUACGUUGCUUCUCGACCGCAAAGCGCAUGAUGGGUGGGUGUUGAAUCUCUUGCGCCGUUGCAUUCCUAGAACAAGUAAGAGCAGAGGGUGAUGAGAAGCAAGGUCCCGUUGUGAUGGCUGUAAUCCCAGCCCACAAGUCCAACAAGGCUAUGAUAGUCAGGGCAAGAGUCGCAACGUAGGUUCGCGGUUACUUCAGCGCUUGCUGGCUCAAAGAGUUUUGCUGACGCUCGUUUAAUCUCUCGCGCUUAAGGGGUCAGUGCGAGGCCACAUCGCUGUUGCAACCCAUGAGGAAGGCUUCCACAGACCAGUGAGCCCACAAGGGCCCACAGUGAGGUUCGUCAGGUUCGUGUGGUUCCGGCCUAUCGCCGUGUUCCCACUUCCCAAGCCGAACCGUAGUGUCUCAAACCGGUUGGGUCCCUGUUUGGUAACUUGCAACAACUUGGUUGUACGAGGGACCUCAGGGGCGUCCCAGACAAUUCCGGGCCUUGGAUGGGGUCAGCGGGCAGUAGUGUGGCGGCUGCGGAAUGUGUGGCCUUGAAUUGUGCCGUUUUUGCUUCGCUGGUGGCUUGGCCGAGCGCACCCGAACACAUAAACCGACACCGGCUUUGUUGGCAGAAGACCACCC
Chlamydomonas reinhardtii is the source of this 2074-nucleotide messenger RNA. RefSeq lists its product as uncharacterized. The transcript has 7 exons. The record is from RefSeq and is a predicted model, not a curated record. The coding region runs from base 203 to 1234 and encodes 343 amino acids. NCBI's taxonomy places the organism in Eukaryota, Viridiplantae, Chlorophyta, Chlorophyceae, Chlamydomonadales, Chlamydomonadaceae.